This is a messenger RNA of Cicer arietinum (chickpea), 522 nucleotides long. Its product is annotated as secreted RxLR effector protein 161-like. NCBI's taxonomy places the organism in Eukaryota, Viridiplantae, Streptophyta, Magnoliopsida, Fabales, Fabaceae. The record is from RefSeq and is a predicted model, not a curated record.
AUGGAAAACAACAAAGAAAGUGCAACUCCUAUGGGCUCCAGAACCUAUGUUGAUAAAGAUGAAUCUGAUAUUUCAAUAGAUAUAUCAAAAUAUCGAGGUAUGAUUGGGUCUCUUUUAUAUCUAACGACCAGCCGACCAUAUAUUAUGUUUAGUGUCUGCUUCUGUGCAAGAUUUCAGACAGAUCCUAAAGAAUUGUAUCUCGUAGAAGUGAAGAGAAUUAUGAAAUAUUUGAAAGAAACAACCAAUUUUGGCUUAUGGUAUCCAAAGAUUAGCAUAUCCAGUCUAGUUGGAUAUUCUGAUUAUGACUAUGCAGGAUGUAAAACAGAUUGGAAAAUCACAAGUGGCACUUGCGAUAUCUUAGGUAAUGCAUUAGUAUCAUGGUCCUGUAAAAAGCAAGCUUGUGUGGCACUAACUACUGUUGAAGCCGAGUACAUAGCAGCAGGAAGUUGCUGCACACACAGAUUAUAUGGUUCAAGCAACAAUUAUAUGACUAUGGACUUAAUCUCGGAUGCAUCCCACUAA